AUGAACUUCAAAUCAAUCGCCGUCCUCCUCACUGCCGCUGCAGCCCCUGCGUAUGCAGGUCCGCUUGCCUACGGUAUUUGUCAGACAGGAUGCAACGGCCUGGCCGUUGCUUGUUACGCCGGCGCAGGAUUCACAUUCGGGGUUGCAUUGCCUGUAGCACCUGCUGCAGUGGUUGGAUGCAAUGUAGCCCUGGGGGGGUGUAUGGCAGCUUGUGCCGUCGUCGCGUUGACACCCACUCUCUGA
Molecule: messenger RNA, 243 nt
Organism: Suillus clintonianus
Lineage: Eukaryota; Fungi; Basidiomycota; Agaricomycetes; Boletales; Suillaceae
Product: cysteine-rich protein
Exons: 2
Coding region: 1-243 (80 amino acids)
Source: RefSeq, a predicted model, not a curated record